AUGUAAUUAAACUUUGAUAAAUCCUAGAUGCAUAAAAGUCCAGAAUAAUUAAGAAGGGAAAAAUUAGACAUCAAAAUAAGGACAAUCAAGGAUGAUUUAGCUCCAGGAGUUGUUAAGUAUAUGAUGAAGACCAAGAAUGAUGAGAAAUUAUAGGCUCCUCUUCACAAAGUUGAAUAUCAUCAACCACAAACUAAACCAUAACCAACCUACUUAAAUACUUUCGAGAAGAUAGAUUUAGAGCCUCCAGUAUAAUUGGAUGAAAUAAGAGAAGAAAAAUGGAGCAUUUUAUCAAAAAAUUGUAGGAACAUCUUAGAAAAAUCCAGAAUUAGUUUGGGAAAACCAAAUAAUUCUCAUAUUCUAAGACAAUCCUCAAGUGAACUCUUUCCAAAUCCUCAAAAACUAAAAAAAAAUAAUACUAAGUUUUUGACUCGAAGAUAGUCAAUAGACCUAAGAAUUGAAGAUAUUAAAUCUCAAUAAUAAUCCCCUAUAGGAACUACACCAAAAACAAUUGGAAUUAAAAUGGAUCCUUUCUAUAUGAGAUUCAAAAAGUAUUAUAAAAAAAUUGGUAUCCCUUAGGAUGAAUAACUCAAUCAUCAAAGGAGCAAUCUUCAGAAAAAUUCGUAUUCUUAAGAUAAGACUAGUAAAAUCAACUCUCCACAAAGAUAGAAUUAGAGUUUUAUUUUAUUUCCAUUAGUUUAAUGUUCUCCACAGGCUUAGCAAAAAUCUGGGAUUUAGAAGAAAAAGAGUUAAUAAUAGUAUCUGUAGGAUAUCUUGGCUUUGUGUAAUAAGGCUUAGAAUUUUCAGGCUGAGAUGAAAAAAGAUGAAACUGAAAAUUAUGGUGAAUUAAAUCAAAAAGUAGAGUUCAUUAGAUCAGAAUUCAAUAAAUAUCAUAGUAUGAUCAAUCAUGAUUAGGAUUCAACAGAUAAUGUUGAUAAUAAAUGA
Messenger RNA from Paramecium tetraurelia, 942 nucleotides. RefSeq lists its product as uncharacterized. The transcript has 2 exons. The record is from RefSeq and is a predicted model, not a curated record. Lineage: Eukaryota; Ciliophora; Oligohymenophorea; Peniculida; Parameciidae.